Molecule: messenger RNA, 2709 nt
Organism: Colletotrichum truncatum
Lineage: Eukaryota; Fungi; Ascomycota; Sordariomycetes; Glomerellales; Glomerellaceae
Product: ATP-dependent metallopeptidase HflB
Biological process (GO): mitochondrial protein processing
Cellular component (GO): m-AAA complex; membrane
Molecular function (GO): metalloendopeptidase activity; ATP hydrolysis activity; zinc ion binding
Source: RefSeq, a predicted model, not a curated record
AUGGCGAGGUUCCUACGCCAAUCGGCGCAGCUCGCGCGAGCUGUCAGGAUCGCGCAGCAGCCGAUCACAAGAAUGCGGUUUCAACCGUCGAGAAUAGCACGACUCAGUCCACAAGCGCCACUGGCGGCGUACCGAUCGCGAUUCUACUCGACGAACAACAACAAGCCGCCGACCCCAGAAAACGACAAGAACCCGAAAGAGGAGGAGAAGAAGCAGCCAGAGGAGGAGCAAGAUCCGGCCAAACUUCGCGCGGCCAAGGAAGAGCAAAUACGGAAAGAAUGGCCCCUGCCCGAGAACUGGGUGUACCUCACUGAGGAGGAGCUCGGCAUGCUUCUUAAGAUGGCCGAGAACGACAGGCUGCCCCAAUUCCAGAAGGAGUUCUUCAUCAAGAGCGUGGAGGAGAUGAGGUUGUUGGGAGCUCCCAAGGAGAUGCAGGAGCUUCUUGGCUCUUUGAAGGAGCGCAAGUUGAAGUUGUCCGUAUCCGACAUCAGCAAGGUCCUCCGUGUCUCCACGCAAGUCGCCAAGCGAUUCUCUGACUACGAGGCGACGGUGAUGAUGCGUGAAGAUCAGGAAGCGCAGAAGAAGGGCCAGAAGGAGCAGCAGGAGGACCAGGAGGGCAAGCAGAAGGAUGAGCGCAACCAGAACCCCGAGUCUGGCGAGGGUGGCACUGGUGGAUCCGGUAGCAAGAAGUGGCUCUUCGGCAUGUUCAGCACCGGCGAUCUGAUUGUUGCCGCUAUCGUUUGGGCGGUGAUCCUGCCAUUCUUCGAGUCCUUGCUCUUCGGCUCCGAGAAGGAGAUCACCUGGCAGGAGCUGCGCAGAAACUUCCUGGACAAGGGACUCGUCAACAAGCUCGUCGUCAUCAAGAACCCCGGCCGUGUUCGUGUUGAGUUGAACCGCGAAGGUGUGCAGUCGGUUUACGGCGGCAACGAGGGUAUCAACCCCAACGUCCAGUACUACUUCUCGAUCGGCUCGGUCGAGAUGUUCGAGAAGCAGCUCGAGGAGGCCCAGAACGAACUCGGUAUCCCGACUGCGGAGCGUAUCCCGGUCAGCUACGCCAGCGAGGGUGGCAUUAUGCCUUUGGUUUACGCUUUUGGCCCAACACUGCUCCUGGUUGGUCUUCUGUACUACACUACGAAGCAAAUGGGUGGACGUGGAGGCAACCAGAUGUUCGGAUUCGGCAAGAGCAGGGCUAAGCGUUUCAACCACGAGACAGCCAUCAAAGUCAAGUUCAACGAUGUCGCUGGUAUGGACGAGGCCAAGACCGAGAUUAUGGAGUUCGUCAGCUUCCUCAAGACUCCUGAGCGCUUUGAGAGGUUAGGCGCUAAGAUUCCCCGUGGCGCCAUUCUUGCCGGACCCCCCGGUACUGGUAAGACGCUUCUUGCCAAGGCCACGGCUGGCGAGUCUGGUGUUCCUUUCUUCAGCGUCAGCGGUUCCGAGUUCGUUGAGAUGUUCGUCGGUGUGGGACCUUCCAGAGUGCGAGACCUGUUCGCAACUGCUCGUAAGAACGCGCCUUGCAUCAUCUUCAUUGACGAAAUCGACGCCAUUGGUCGGUCAAGACAGGAGGGCAACCGCAUGGGCGGCAAUGACGAGCGAGAGGCCACCCUCAACCAGAUUCUUACCGAGAUGGAUGGUUUCAAUACUCAGGAGCAGGUUGUCGUUCUUGCUGGCACCAACCGAGCCGACAUUCUCGACAAGGCUUUGAUGCGUCCUGGUCGUUUUGACAGGCACAUCUUCAUUGACCGCCCUACGAUGAAGGGCCGUCAGGACAUCUUCAAGGUCCACCUCGCCAAGGUCGUCACCAAGGAAGACAUGGAGCACCUGACUGGUCGCUUGGCAACGCUCACUCCUGGCUUUUCUGGUGCCGACAUUGCCAACGCCGUCAACGAGGCCGCUUUGAUUGCUGCCCGUGCCAAUGCCGAGUCAGUGGAGAUGAUUCACUUCGAACAGGCCAUUGAGCGUGUUGUCGGAGGACUCGAGCGCAAGUCUCUGGUCCUCAACCCCAAGGAGAAGCGCACAGUGGCUUACCACGAGGCUGGUCACGCUAUCUGCGGCUGGUACUUUGAGCAUGCCGAUCCUCUCCUGAAGGUUUCCAUUAUCCCUCGCGGACAGGGUGCGCUGGGUUACGCCCAGUACCUCCCGUCGGGAGAUGCCUACCUCAUGACGGUGCAGCAGCUGAUGGACCGCAUGGCCAUGACGCUGGGUGGACGCAUCUCUGAGGAGCUGCACUUCCCCACUGUCACGACGGGUGCCAGUGACGACUUCCGCAAGGUCACCCAGAUGGCGCGCAAGAUGGUCACCCAGUGGGGCAUGUCGGAGAAGGUCGGUCCUCUCCACUUUGACGACGACCCGAACACCCUGCAGAAGCCCUUCGCCGAGGCUACGGCGCAGGCCAUUGAUGCGGAGGUGCACAGAAUCGUGGAGGAGGCUUACAAGCAGUGCCGCGACCUGCUGACGGAGAAGAAGCACGAGGUUGGAAUCGUGGCGGAGGAGCUCCUGAAGAAGGAGAUGCUCACUCGCGACGACUUGGUCCGUCUUUUGGGUCCCAGACCGUUUGGCGAUCACCAGGAGUUUGAGAAGUACUUUGGCGGCCAGGGACAGAAGAGCGCGCCGCCACCAUUCCCCACGGAGGAGACGGACGGACCCCCGGAGCAGCCUCCUGUUCCUCCUACACCCACAUUCAAGGGUCUGGAGGACAGCUCGAGGAAAUAA